This is a messenger RNA of Suillus clintonianus, 1536 nucleotides long. RefSeq names its product cytochrome P450. NCBI's taxonomy places the organism in Eukaryota, Fungi, Basidiomycota, Agaricomycetes, Boletales, Suillaceae. The coding region runs from base 1 to 1536 and encodes 511 amino acids. The record is from RefSeq and is a predicted model, not a curated record. The transcript is spliced from 12 exons. Gene Ontology annotation, molecular function: monooxygenase activity; heme binding; iron ion binding.
AUGGUCCCCUCAGUUGAUGAUCCCCUCGCUAUCCUGGCCGGCAUUCCUCUUUCCUUUGUCGCCAUCUUUGCCCUAAGGCGGUUCAUCAAGAGCCGACAGAACAAGCAUACUCUUCCGCCUGGUCCGGUGCCGCUCCCGCUAAUAGGGAAUGUCUUAUCUAUUGACACUAAGGAACCUUGGUUGACUUAUACCGACUGGCGUGCUGCCUAUGGGGACUUGAUCUUCGUACGGAUUCUAGACCAGGAAGUGGUCGUGAUCAAUUCUCAGCACAUUGCAGAAGACUUAUUGGACAAGCGUUCCCGGAUUUACUCCGAUCGACCAUACUUAGCCACACUCGAGCCUUAUGGCUGGUCGGUCAACUUUGCAUUCAUAGGUUAUGGUGAUGAAUGGCGCCUUUGUCGCCGACUCUUUCAUCAAACUUUCCGUCCCGAGUCUGCAGUAAAGUUUCACCCAAUGCAGAUCAGGCGGUCUCGCGAGUUGGUCGUCAAUCUAAUAGAUGAACCUCAACACUAUCAUUCUCACUUCGCAACAUUUUCGUCAUCUGUUGCGAUGUCGACUGUAUACGACUACGAGGCCAGUGCUCGUGAUGAUCCUCUGGUGCAGAUCGUGAUAAAUGCACUGAUUCCGGGCUUGACCUUGUUGACCCCAGAGAGAGCAGCGCUGCUUAAAGCCUUCCCCUUCUUACUGAAGCUACCUGACUGGUGCUGGGGUUCCUCUAUCAAACGUGAUGCUCGAGCUUCGACUGAGCGCAUCAGCAAAAUGGUCAAUGUACCGUUUCAAUAUGUGCAGCAAAACAUGGCCGACAGCUCUCAAAUUUCAAUGGUUGCAGAAAAUUUGCAACGGAUGGAGAAAAAAGAUGAGGCAUCCAAACCGAUGUUCGAGAUUGCUCUGAAGAAAGCAGCUACUACUGCUAUUGUGGCCUCAUAUGAGACAACGGCUUCAACUUUGAUGGUUUUUGCUCUCGCCAUGGUGUUAUAUCCAGAUGUUCAGAGACGCGCACAAGCGGAAAUCGACUCAGUAAUUGGAAGAGAUCGGCUACCAACGUUCGCGGACAGACCAUCACUACCCUACAUUGAUGCAGUUCUGCGGGAGACUUUCCGAUGGCAUCCCGUUGUACCUCUUGGAGUGCCUCAUUCUGCGUUGAGUGCAGACAUAUACGAUGGUUACUUCAUUCCACAAGGUGUAUCACACGGGAUGAAACGCGGUACCCCCGAAGCAUCUCAUUUUAUACCAGAGAGGUUCAUUGACGUUGACGGCGUAUUGACCAGUGAUGACCCCGCACAAUAUAUUUUUGGCCUUGGCCGGCGUAUAUGUCCAGGCCGGUCUACUGCCGAUGCCUCUCUGUGGUCUGCCAUUGUGACCAUGCUGGCUACAGUGGAUAUAUCUUCUGCCAAAGAUGACCAGGGCAAAAUAAUUGACUUCACCCCCAAGUUCAUUCCGGGAGUGGUUCGCUUUCCCGAGAUCUUCCCUUGCAGUAUCUCUGCCCGUUCUCAUAUUCAUUCAAGACUUAUGGAUGAGUUACGUGCUGUUUUGUAA